This is a messenger RNA of Culex quinquefasciatus (southern house mosquito), 1964 nucleotides long. RefSeq names its product ras-like protein 2 (gene Ras64B). Lineage: Eukaryota; Metazoa; Arthropoda; Insecta; Diptera; Culicidae. Gene Ontology annotation, cellular component: plasma membrane. Bases 204 to 815 code for a protein of 203 amino acids. Gene Ontology annotation, molecular function: GTP binding; GDP binding; GTPase activity. The record is from RefSeq and is a predicted model, not a curated record. Gene Ontology annotation, biological process: signal transduction. The transcript has 3 exons.
GGUGUCACUAACUAUCUCGGCUGGUCAGUUCUAAAAGAUGUACACAACAUUCUGCUGAGGGAUUUUGCUCCUAUUAUUUGUUUAGUUUUAUUGAUAUUAUCUGCCCAGUAAACCCAGCACAGUUUGUCGUUCGCGGUCGAGGAGCCCCACCUUCGAGUGUUGCACCUGUUUCGUUGAGCCCCAAGUGUCCCCGUGUCCCCGCAAUGUCCCGUUAUAACCAGUCGAACCCUGGCAGCUAUGCCCAAACGUACAAGCUCGUCGUAGUAGGAGGAGGAGGUGUCGGAAAGUCCGCAAUCACCAUACAGUUCAUACAGAGCUACUUCGUCACCGACUAUGACCCCACUAUCGAAGAUUCCUACACCAAGCAAUGUGUCAUUGACGAUGUGCCAGCAAAACUGGACAUUUUGGACACUGCCGGCCAGGAAGAAUUCAGCGCCAUGCGGGAGCAGUACAUGCGGUCCGGCGAGGGAUUCCUGCUGGUGUUUGCCGUAACGGAUCAUGCCAGCUUCGACGAGAUGUACAAGUUUCACAAGCAAAUUCUGCGCGUCAAGGACCGCGACGAGUUCCCGAUGCUGAUGGUGGGCAACAAAUCCGACUUGGACCACCAACGGGUCGUUUCGCUGGAGGAAGCCCAACAGCUCAGCCGACAGUUAAAGAUUCCGUACAUCGAAUGCAGUGCCAAGCUGAGAAUCAACGUAGAUCAGGCGUUCCACGAGUUGGUUCGCGUCGUCAGAAAGUUCCAGCUGUCCGAGAGGCCUCUGAUAGACGAGAAGGGCAAACGAAAGGGCGGAAAGAAGAAAUGCUGCAUUUUAUAAUGCACCAAAAACCGAUCCCAUCCAAACGCACAACUCGUUUCGUAUUUGAAUGCACACAGCCAAUAAGAGCAAGUCUUACUUUUGGUGGCUUCGGAAGAAACUUUCGAAGAAUUUUAUCGUACUAUAUAUAUUUAUGGUUUUAUUCAGAAAUGGUUUUGAAAAGGAAAGACCAAAGGCACAAUCACAAAAGAAAAGAAAUUAAUUCACCAAACAUCAUAUCGCCUGCACUGUCAGACCCACGAGAAAAUGUAAAAUUGGAUCCCAACGUGCCAUAUAAGUUUGCAAGUAUCAGUUUUGACAACGGGAAUAUUGAACAAGUAUGUGCCUAAUUGAUAUUAAAUAUCAUCCGUCAUAUUCGACGUUGCAGCCAGUGACCAACCCAGGGACGAAAUCGAACGAAGAUGGCGGCCGCAAACAAGCAUUUCAGUUUAACCUGUGUUCCAAACGUAGUUAAAGGGAGGAAUCUGUAAUGCUCCUCAAUACAAUUAUUUGACUCUCGAGAUUUCAGAGCAGUUAUAUUUUUAACAACACGUAUCAUUAAAUAAAAUUUAAUAUAUUAAAAAAAAUAUUUUGAAACAGAAAAAACAUAUUAUAUUUACCACUACUUAUGUGUAAAAUAAGACUCGUACUAAAGGUAGCUGAAUGUUACAUUAUAUGCUUUAUCAAAGCGGAAUAUGCCGAACAAAAAAAAAACAAUAUUUAUACAUGUUUACACGAGCGAUUACAAUAAUAACGAACAAUACGAAUCCGUUGCUAAUAACAAAACUAAUUUUAACUGCAACCAUUUGCAAUUGGUGUAUCAGCGUAAAAAUAUAAGGCCGUAAAUGUUAAUCAAAGAUAAUAAACUGUUUGCAAUUGAGUGCGAUGCAUCGUCAUUAACCAAAAUAACUAGCUUUAAAUGUGCUUGAACUGUUCAAAAAAGAUAACAACAAUGUUUAUCCAAAAUUUAAGCAAAACAAAAACAAUAAACAAAAUAAACCAAAAGAAAAAAGUUUGGAACCGGUGCUAAAUUUGAUCAUAAUACAAAUUGGUUUUCUGAAGAAAAAAGUUUGAUUUGAAUGAAGAUUCUACAUGCAAAAACCACCUGUUUUGUCUGAACAUAAAACAACAAUUUUAGAAAUAAAUGUUUAAAACUAUUGACCGACUAAA